This is a messenger RNA of Nymphalis io (European peacock), 1598 nucleotides long. It is a transcript of the gene twf, whose product is annotated as twinfilin. Gene Ontology annotation, molecular function: actin filament binding; actin monomer binding. Gene Ontology annotation, biological process: positive regulation of neuron projection development; actin filament depolymerization; barbed-end actin filament capping. The transcript is spliced from 9 exons. Gene Ontology annotation, cellular component: myofibril; actin filament; cytoplasm. The record is from RefSeq and is a predicted model, not a curated record. Bases 142 to 1173 code for a protein of 343 amino acids. NCBI's taxonomy places the organism in Eukaryota, Metazoa, Arthropoda, Insecta, Lepidoptera, Nymphalidae.
GACAGCUAGUGUGGGUUAUUGAAUUACUUUUGCUUGCACCCACAUAACUUCCCGUUAUAUGUUAAAAAUUUGGUUGUUUAAUAACCUUUAAAUAUAAGGUGGACCACUUUAAGAUACAUAAAACCGUGUAUUAGAUACAAAAUGUCACACCAAACGGGAAUUCAAGCAAACGCAGAAUUAAAGAAGUAUUUAAGCAAAUGUAGAGAUGGAAAAAUUAGAUUAUUAAAAAUAAGCAUAGAGAAUGAGGAAUUAACAUUAGCGAAAUAUCAGUCAGUCAAAGGAUCAUUUGAACACGAUUUUGAUAAAUAUAUACCAUCCAUGAUUGUAGAAGAUCUUCCAUGUUACAUAUUAUAUAGGUUCGACACGACUAAUUCCUUGGGAUACGAGUGGCUUUUACUCAGUUGGUCUCCAGAUAGUGCCCCCGUGAGACAGAAAAUGUUGUAUGCAUCAACAAAAGCAACCCUCAAGCAAGAAUUUGGUUCAGCACACAUUAAAGAUGAAAUGCAUGCUACAAGCAAGGAAGAAGUAUGUUUGAAAGGUUAUCAAAUUCACGUCAGCGGUGUCAACGCACCAGCUCCCCUCACUGAUAGGGAGGAAGCCUUGAAGGAAUUACAACAAAGUGAGCAUGAUCCAAACUAUGGCACAGACUCGAGACAAUCGACAAUGGGAGGAAUAUCGUUUCCUAUCACAGAAUCAGCUAAACAGGGUAUUCUUGAUCUCCAACGUGGUUCCUAUAACUAUCUACAGUUUAAAAUAGAUUUAGAAGAUGAAAAAAUUUGCCUAUCAAAGGCGGCUAUAAUAAGUCUGACCGAGUUACCGGCGCAGGUUCCAAGUGACCAAGCGAGAUAUCACUUAUACAUAUUUAAACACACACAUGAAGGUGACCAUAUGGAAAGUGUAGUAUUCAUCUACUCGAUGCCCGGGUACAGCUGCAGUAUAAAGGAACGUAUGAUGUACUCGAGUUGUAAAGGACAAUUCCUAGAAAUCAUUGAAAAGAUGGGCCUCGUAGUGGAGAAAAGGCUGGAAAUAGACGACGGUAAGGAAUUAACAGAAGAAUAUUUGUAUGACGAAAUUCAUCCAAAGAGGAAUUUGCAUCGGCCGGCUUUCGCAAAGCCAAAAGGUCCCCCGAACAGAGGAGCGAAAAGGAUAACAAAAACACAGGCAACGCAAUAACUUGUUAAUAUUUCUUAUAAUUUCCUUAAAUAUAUCUAAGCUAUCGUGUUUCUAAAAUGUACUUUUCUUCGAAAAUGUAAUUGUGAUAUCAGAAUAUUUUUAAAACUAUAUAUAAUGCUUGUAAAAAGAUUUAUAAAUGGCUGGAAACAAAUAUUUUGGCAAAAAAAACACACAGCAAAAAAAAACUAUUAAAAUUUUAUUAUUACCUACAUUAUGUAAUCAAAUGAAUUAGUGCUUAUUAUUGUAUCCAUAUAAAGUAAAUUGAUUUAACGUUACAAUAUUUACAAUUUAUUUUGAAUAAAUUUAAACUGAUUUGUAAUCGCGAAUUUUUUUUUGCUAAAGGUAAAAUGAAAUCAGAAUAAAAUGGCACGAGAUAGGCUGCCAUUUGUAAAUUUUUUUUGACAUAUGUUAUAACGAAAUUGCUU